GCGAGCGGCAGAGGCCGGUCCGGCGGCGGCCAUGGACCGCUUCGUGUGGACCAGCGGCCUCCUGGAGAUCAACGAGACGCUGGUGAUCCAGCAGCGCGGGGUGCGCGUCUACGACGGCGAGGAGAAGAUAAAAUUCGAUGCUGGGACACUUCUUCUUAGUACACACCGGCUGAUUUGGAGAGACCAGAAAAACAAUGAGUGCUGCAUGGCCAUUCCUCUGUCCCAGGUUGUGUUCAUCGAGGAACAGGCGGCCGGAAUUGGGAAGAGUGCCAAAAUCGUGGUUCAUCUGCACCCGGCUCCUGCUAACAAAGAGCCCGGUCCAUUCCAGAGCAGUAAGAACUCCUACAUCAAACUCUCCUUCAAAGAGCAUGGCCAGAUCGAGUUUUAUAGGCGUUUAUCAGAGGAAAUGACACAGAGGAGGUGGGAGAAUGUGCCAGUUUCCCAGUCACUACAGACAAAUAAAGGAGCCCAGCCAGGAAGAGUAAGAGCUGUAGGGAUUGUGGGUAUCGAAAGGAAACUCGAAGAAAAAAGAAAAGAAACAGACAAAAACAUUUCUGAGGCCUUUGAAGACCUGAGCAAGCUAAUGAUCAAGGCUAAGGAAAUGGUAGAGUUAUCAAAAUCGAUCGCUAAUAAGAUUAAAGAGAAACAAGGUGACGUCACAGAAGAUGAGACCAUCAGAUUCAAGUCCUACUUGCUGAGUAUGGGAAUCGCCAACCCGGUUACCCGGGAGACCUAUGGCUCAGGCACACAGUACCACAUGCAGCUGGCCAAACAGCUGGCUGGAAUAUUGCAGGCACCAUUAGAGGAACGUGGGGGAAUAAUGUCGCUCACAGAGGUGUACUGUUUAGUGAACCGAGCUCGAGGGAUGGAGUUGCUCUCCCCAGAAGAUUUAGUGAAUGCAUGCAAGAUGCUGGAGGCGCUGAAAUUGCCUGUCAGGCUUCGGGUUUUUGACAGUGGUGUCAUGGUAAUUGAGCUUCAAACCCACAAAGAAGAGGAGAUGGUGGCCUCAGCCCUGGAGACAGUUUCAGAAAGGGGAUCUUUAACAUCAGAAGAGUUUGCCAAACUUGUGGGGAUGUCUGUCCUCCUAGCUAAAGAAAGGCUGCUUCUCGCUGAGAAGAUGGGCCAUCUUUGCCGAGAUGACUCCGUGGAAGGCUUGCGGUUUUACCCAAAUUUAUUUAUGACACAGAACUAAGAAUUUUGUAUCUGAUAGACCUUUUGUCAAUACACUUGGCAUCAUGCCAAGGUCAUAUGACAUUGAGCUAAGCGGUGAACACAAAUAAACCAAGAAUUUGUUAGAACUUCACAGUAUAAUAUAAAACUCUUACUCUUUCCCUAAAAUUUUGGUCUCAGAAGUGUAUUUACAUAUAGGAAAAGGCAGAACAAUGAAUGAAUAUGCAUUUAAAGUCAUGCUGUACUUGUGUAGAACUCUUGAGAUUUAACUUGAAAUAUGGUGGAUUUUAAUUUGAUCCUUGAAUUUAGAUCCUCAGGGCGGAGAAGUAAAGUUGCAUGUUUGGAUCCAUCAGGUAAUCAUUUUUCUGUGACUAAACUUCACCAAAUUGUGAAUGUUUUUCUCUGCAUCUGACGUGCCCAUCUUGGGCAUUCAUGAAGGAAGCAAUAGCUACACUGUAGUUCAAGAACCAAUAACACUGGAAUAAAAGGUCAGAUUGCAGAGUGCCUACCAGGUUCUUCCUCGGGGCUUGGGAAGCAGACCUAGGUGUAUCUCUCCCGAGUCAGAUAAAACACCUUUAAAAAAGGAGAGGGCUAGGGUCUAGCUUACUUGGCGAGCAUUUGCCUAGAAUGCAGAGGCCUUUGAUUUCAGAUCGACCACCCCAAUAAUGAGAGAGAGAGAGAGAGAGAGAGAGAGAGAGAGAGAGAGAGAGAGAGAGAGAGAGAGAGAGAAACUGUUAUGCACUUACUCCUCAGUUAGAUUCUUUGUAGUUUUUAAGUGAUAAUUUCAUGCAUGACUGGCAUUUUUAAAGACUCCAGCAGUAUGAUUUUAAGAAAUGUGGGUUUGGAAACUGAAUUAAGGAGCUGUAUAGACACACCUAGAGCUGUAAUUACAAGUCUGAGAGUUGGACAGUUCUGGAAGGGCAUUAACUGCAUGGGACCUUAAAUGCUCUUCAUAUGGAAGCCAAGGAUGUGAAACAGGAAAUGAGAAAGCUGGCAGAUCUCCUUUCUCCUCACAAGGAGUCUCAGCACUCGACUAGAGAUAUUCCUGUCGUAGUCCAGCCAUUUGCCCUUCUUCGCGCCCUCCAUACUUCAGGUUGUGUGGAGGAAACAUCAGAGAGAAAGGAAAGUUUUUGAUAGCAAAAACUGGUGUUAUCAUCUCUAGAUUGCUGGAAUUAAGUAGGUUGCCUGACUUCAUAUGGAUUGCACAUUGGCAUUACCUCAGACUCAGGGAGUCAGUCCUUUUUGAAGCUUAGCUGGAAGAGGAAGGGGAGUGACAGUGUCGCCUGGGAGCUACAGGGAGGGGUGCCCAGGCACACAGUCGCUUGAGGGCACCUUGUGGAUGAGGUGGAGGCCACUGCAGAUGGCUGUGGAGAAGUGCCAGUGUCUUCAGCCGCAAACCAGGGACCCCCACUCCUGAUCCCUUCCUGGGAAGUGACUGCCCGUUGCUCCUGUCCUGCAGUGUUAAUGAGAAGGCUGUGGCCAAGGCCAAGGCGGCCUCCUUUAGUGUCAUUUUUCAAAUCUGUCACUUACUUUCAAGUAUGGUGACAUCUCCCUAAUCACCUCAUUGUUUAUCUCAGGUUUACUUUAUGGCUACCAGAUCGUCUAGGGAUUGGUUAGACCAUUGUGUCUGUUGGUACAUCUCACCUCUAUCUCGAAUGCACAUAGUCUGUCACGUGACUCUGGCAGACUUUUUUACACACACCUUAUCUGACUGAGGGUCUUUAAGUCAGCCGGUUACUGAUCAUCAGCCCUACCCCUUGGGUUGGUUGUUAUAGGAGCUGCUGAAUCCAGCUCUAAUGGUUUGGAUUCAUCACAAUAAACACAUAAUACAUUUGUUUAUUCAGUGUGACACCCGAUUAACAAAAAUGGAGCAAUCUGAUUUGUAGAAUGUGAAUGAAAGUUGACAUAAAUAUACUUUGAAAAAGUCACAUUAACUAAAAAAAAAAAAAAGAUUUGUUUUUUGUUUUUUUUUUUAAAUCACUGUUUCCAGACCUUGGUUUAUCUGUUUGACUUUUUUUUCUUGCCAAAUGUGUUGUUCUGGUCCUUUUGUUACAGGCUGUGUUUCAAUACAAAACCAAUCAAACCUAGGUGCAAAAAUGUUCUGCUUUGGUGCUCAUCACUGUUAAUUUUUGUCUUCAUGUCGCUCUUAGGAGAAUGAGUCUCUUUGUAAAUUUAUAAUGGAAUAGUGUAGUUACUGUAAAGAAAAAUAAUUUACAUUAUGUAAUCAAUCCAGCUUUAGAUGAUCGGUGUUAAUGUAGAUAGAGUCAAAUUAUUGUGAAACUUUAAACUAAUUUUCUUAACUUGGUGUUCUUUUUAAAAUUCUCUGUAAAAUACAUGAAAAUGAUGAAUGUUUAGUCACAGUAAGCCAGUAUGAGAAUUUUUCUAGCUUAUAAAGCAUUACUUAUGAGUUGUCUUUGAA
Arvicola amphibius (Eurasian water vole) is the source of this 3589-nucleotide messenger RNA. It is a transcript of the gene Vps36, whose product is annotated as vacuolar protein sorting 36 homolog. Gene Ontology annotation, molecular function: phosphatidylinositol-3-phosphate binding; ubiquitin binding. The transcript has 14 exons. NCBI's taxonomy places the organism in Eukaryota, Metazoa, Chordata, Mammalia, Rodentia, Cricetidae. Gene Ontology annotation, cellular component: ESCRT II complex; late endosome membrane. Gene Ontology annotation, biological process: protein transport to vacuole involved in ubiquitin-dependent protein catabolic process via the multivesicular body sorting pathway. Bases 32 to 1192 code for a protein of 386 amino acids. The record is from RefSeq and is a predicted model, not a curated record.